AUGCUUUAUCAUCUUGAUGGUCGGAAUACAUUUACUAUUCCUCAUUGGACUGAAAUUUAUGUAAUUAUUACUGUUUCAACUAUGCUUUGUGAAGAAGCUCGAAGACUCUAUUAUGAAUAUGAUACACGCAUGACUGAACGAUGGGGCUCAACUGGGUCUGCUAUUUUAACAGUGUUGUCGAAUAUAUUUUAUAUUAUGCCUUAUAUUCUUUUCUAUUUUGGUCUUGGUUUUCGAUAUGGUAGUUAUAAUGAAGAUUUACUUACUACUGCAAGAAUUGUUUGGGCACUUGAUCUUGAACUAUGGUAUCUUCGAUCACUUAAAUUUGUUAUGGCUUUAAAGUUUGUAGGUCCAAAAUUAUUUAUGUUAAAAAAUAUGCUUCGGGAUUUAUUUGCUUUUGUCUAUAUGGUUUUUAUAGCACUAACUGCUUAUGGAGUUGUAUCUCGAGCAUUGAUUCUUUAUAAAAAAGUACCAUUUACUGGUUAUGGUAUUCUUAGUCAAGUUUUCUAUGAACCAUAUUGGUUUAUUUAUGGAGAAGUGUCGGAUAAAGACUUACUUGAUAAAAUAAUUAACAAUGAUAAUGUUAGUACAACAGCAAAUGGUGCAGAAGCGACAGCAACGCAUGUUUUGCUGGCAUUUCAUAUGUUAUUUAUUAAUAUUCUCUUACUCAAUUUGAUAACUGCGGUUUUUACCCAUUCAAUUGAUGAAGUUCGAGAAAAUACAGAUUUUUAUUGGCGUUAUCAACGUUAUUCAUUUGUAAGAGAAUAUUUUGAACGUUUGCCAUUAUCUUAUCCUCCAUUAAUUGCAAUUUCACAUAUCAUAUUACUUUUUUUGACUAUUCGACGUAUAUGUUGCUCGAAAUUUGGUCGAAAUCGAGUGACCACUAAAAAUUAUGUACCAUUGUCAAAAAAGUUCACACGUGUCUUUAAAAUGAUUCCUACGGAUGAUUCACAAAAUGAACAAUGGGAUUCUUUUGAAAAUGCUGCAACGUAUAGUUAUGCUCGCUUGGUAUUAGAAAAAAAAUAA
Rotaria sp. Silwood2 is the source of this 1023-nucleotide messenger RNA. The record is from the annotation of a GenBank genome assembly. Lineage: Eukaryota; Metazoa; Rotifera; Eurotatoria; Philodinida; Philodinidae.